Molecule: messenger RNA, 3957 nt
Organism: Rhagoletis zephyria (snowberry fruit fly)
Lineage: Eukaryota; Metazoa; Arthropoda; Insecta; Diptera; Tephritidae
Source: RefSeq, a predicted model, not a curated record
CUCGUUUUCUUGCUCUCAAUUGCUUCGCUCAUAAUAUACUUCAUAGACGCUUCAAGUGACAGCGUCGAGAAGUGUCAAAAGUGGAAUGAGAAUGCUACCCAGCAAGUGGACCUAGCACUGAAUGUAUUCUUUAUGGUCUAUUUUUUCAUUCGCUUCAUUGCUGCCUCUGAUAAGCUAUGGUUUAUGCUCGAGCUUUAUUCUUUUGUCGAUUAUUUUACAAUUCCGCCUUCUUUUUUGUCACUCUAUAUCGACCGAACUUGGAUUGGUCUUCGUUUUUUGCGCUCCCUUCGCUUGAUGUCCUUUCCUGACAUCUUGCAAUAUCUCAAUGUUUUGAAAACUUCAUCCUCCAUUCGAUUGGCUCAACUCAUAUCUAUUUUAGUCUCAGUUUGGUUGACUGCUGCAGGCUUAAUACACUUGCUUGAAAAUUCUGGCGACCCGCUUGAUUUUCGAAACGGCCACUACAUGUCUUACUGGGACUGUGUGUACUUUCUCAUUGUCACAAUGUCAACGGUCGGCUACGGAGACAUUCACUGCACGACCACACUUGGUCGCACCUUCAUCGUCCUGGUCAUUCUCGUUGGCCUGGCAGUCUUUGCCUCCUGUAUCCCGGAGAUUAUUGACCUUAUCGGCUCACGGCCCAAGUACAGCGGCACUUUUAAGUCUGAAAGACGGCGCAGACAUAUCGUGGUUUGCGGACAUAUCAACUUUGAAAGUGUUUCCAACUUUCUCAAGGAUUUCCUCCACGAGGACCGCGAAGACGUCGACGUUGAGGUGGUCUUCCUGCACCGGAAGCCGCCUGACCUGGAGCUGGAGGGCCUCAUCAAGCGGCACUUCACCACGGUGGAGUUCUUCCAGGGCUCAGUGAUGAAUCCCAUUGACCUGAGUCGGGUGAAGGUGUACGACGCUGACGCCUGUCUGGUGCUGGCGAACAAAUACUGCCAGGAUCCGGAUGCAGAGGAUGCCGCAAACAUUAUGCGCGUCAUUUCCAUAAAAAACUACAGUGAUAAUAUUCGGGUCAUUGUGCAGUUGAUGCAGUACCACAACAAAGCAUAUCUACUGAACAUUCCUUCCUGGAAUUGGAAGCGAGGCGAUGAUGUCAUCUGCGUAAGCGAACUUAAACUGGGCUUCAUUGCACAGUCCUGCCUGGCGCCCGGAUUCAGCACCAUGCUGGCCAAUCUUUUUGCCAUGAGAUCAUUCAAAACGUCGCCAAACAUGCCUGCCUGGCAAAAUGACUACCUCUGUGGUACAGGCAUGGAAAUGUACACUGAAUUUCUAUCGCCUGCUUUUGAAAAUAUGACCUUUCCGCAAGCUACUGAACUGUGUUUCUUGAAAAUCAAACUGCUUUUAGUUGCUAUAGAGGUGAACGAAGUUGAGUCGGGCUCUAACAUCAUUAUCAACCCAAAAAGCAACUAUCGCAUACGUGGCAAAACACAGGGUUUCUUCAUGGCACAAAGUGCUGAUGAAGUGAAAAGAGCUUUGUACUACUGCAAAAUUUGCCAUUCCGACAUAAAAGACGAAAAGCUAAUCAAAAAGUGCAAAUGCCGAAUCAAUGGCGGCAAACGGCAAUUUGGAGGUAUGCCUGGCGGACCGGGCAAUGGUGGCCAAGGUGGCCAGGGUGGCCACGGCGGAAACCGUGAAGGGCGCUCCUCGAGCGGAAUCCGAGAGCGUCCUCGCGUCAUGACUGCCCCCAUGAAUGCUAAUGAUGUGUACCUGUUUGAAGAGGAUGGUGGGGAGAUGCACCAUCAUCAACAACAUCGUCACGCCCAUCACCAGCAGCAACUGCAACACGCCCAUCACUUUCAGCAGGGACAGCAACACUAUGGGCGCAUGGCAGGAGGCGGUGGUGGGGGUGGUCACCGAGGACACAGCAGUCGCACGGUGAGUCAGAGUGAGCCACCGCCCAGCAGUCUGGAGCACCGAUCAGCCUACGGACAACAGCAGCAGCAGGAGCAGCAUUCGGCAUUUGAGAUGACCGAUGUCAGCUCGAGCAGUGGCGCAGGUGGCCCGAUUGUGCCCAUUCAACAGCAGCAAACGAGCACCGAAGUGGCGCCCUACUCGCCACAUGUCCGCCUCUCCUAUGAGGUGAAAAAGUUGUUGCCUGCAGCCGCCAAACCCGAGUCACUGGGCCUGGCGCCGGAGAUCAGCGGCGAGCCGACGGAGCAGGACCAGCUGCGCUUCCAGCGCGACGAGAAGGACUUUGAUUUUGACAAAACGGAGAUGAAGUACGACUCGACGGGCAUGUUCCACUGGUGUCCGGCGAAACUGCUGGAAGACUGCGUUCUGGAUCGGAACCAGGCGGCUAUGACGGUUCUGAAUGGGCACGUCGUUGUGUGCCUUUUUGCCGAUCCCGAUUCGCCGUUGAUUGGCCUGCGAAAUCUAGUCAUGCCUCUACGAGCUUCAAAUUUUCACUACCACGAGCUUAAGCACGUCGUCGUAGUGGGCAAUGUGGAGUACCUCCGUCGAGAGUGGAAAAUGCUGCAGAAUCUGCCGAAAAUUAGCGUUCUCAACGGGUCGCCGCUGUCACGGGCAGACCUGCGCGCCGUCAACAUUAAUCUGUGCGACAUGUGCGUCAUCCUCUCCGCGAAGAUACCCUCCUCGGAUGAUCCGAAUCUGGCGGACAAGGAAGCGAUUCUCGCCAGUCUGAACAUCAAGGCGAUGACAUUCGAUGACACCAUCGGAGGGCAUCCGACCAACGCCGAUCCGGCCAUCCAGUCGGAGGACUCUCUGCGCAAAGGUCAAGUGUAAGUAGAAAAAUAAAAUGCAAAUGUGCCACUGAUCACCGAACUGGUGAAUGACACGAACGUGCAGUUUCUGGACCAGGACGACGACGACGACCCGGACACGGAGCUGUACCUGACACAGCCGUUCGCCUGCGGCACCGCUUUCGCCGUCUCCGUCCUCGACUCUCUCAUGUCGACGACGUACUUCAACGCCAAUGCUCUCACGCUCAUUCGCAGCCUGGUCACCGGCGGGGCGACGCCCGAGCUGGAGCUGAUUCUGGCGGAGGGCGCCGGCCUGCGCGGCGGCUACUCGACAACCGACACUAAAAAGAAUCGGGACCGCUGUCGAGUGGGCGUAGUCUCGCUGACAGAGGGGCCGCUCGGAAAGUACGGCUCCCACGGGGGCAAGUACGGCGAUCUGUUUGUGGAGGCGCUGCGCGCCUACGGCAUGCUCUGCAUUGGCGUGUACCGCUACCGGGACGUGGACUUUGACGAGAACGCCUCCAACAAGCGGUACGUCAUCACCAAUCCGCCCAUUGAGAUGGACCUGGUGCCCUCGGACUUGAUUUACGUCCUGCUGCAGUUCGACCCUGGCAUCGACUGCCAGAAGAUAGCGAAGAAGCGCUCGCAGCAGAACAUGAACAAUGACAUCAUUUCGCUGCCCAACUUUGAUGACCUGGUGGACCCGAGCAGGGAGAUGAAUCGGGUAGUGGCUGCUGCCUCCGCUGCUGCAGCUGCCAAGUCUGGUGGCGCCAACUCGAGCAGUCGGGCGUCGAGCAGUGUGGCGAUGCAGCAACAGCAUCAGCAGCAGCAGAACAGCAGCAGUCUAACGGGCGGGCCCAGCGGCAGCAGCGUCAUGAUGACGCUAGACGGCGCCACCAGCAGUGGCAGCAGCGUCACCGGCGGGGGCGGGGGCGGGGGCGGAGGGCCCCACCAGCAAAUUGCUGAGCAGGCAGUUGAGCAUAGGCAGUACGUGCAGCAUCAGCAACAACAGGGUCGAUCUCGGUCGAGUGACUACGCACUGAUGGCCCGUCGUCGACAGGAACAACAGGCGAUGAUGAUGCACUCUUCAGAGGUAGAGGAGGAGGAAGCGAUGUACCCCAUUGAGGAGUUUCAGCUGCAGCCAGUGCCACGACCCGAGCACCGGCGACGAGCGGCGGCAGAGGCGGCGCUCAUGCGACAGGAGGCCAUCUUUGAGCAGCAGCAGCACCAACAGCAGCAUCACCCUAGGCGACAG